AUGUUCGAAAAGAUCCCACUGGCACCCUCUGACCCCUUGCUGGAGCUCAAGAGGGUUGCAGAUAGUGACAGCAGCCCUCAUAAGGUCAAUCUGGGUAUUGGAGUCUACCAAAAUGAGCAAGGACAAAUAUACGAACCCUACUGCAUCACUAUGGCAAAAGAAAAGCUUGCCCUCGAGGAUCCUGACCACGAUUAUACCGCUGCAACUGGCAUUGAAGAAUAUCUGACGCACACUGCCGAGCUUGUCUUUGGCUCUAACAGUGAGCCGUUGAAAUCACAACGAGUUGCAUCUGUGCAAACGAUUGCAGGCACAGGUGCAAUUCAUCUAGGGGCAUUGUUCUUGAGUAAAGUCGCCACCUCACCGGGCCAGAAAGUAUACGUGGGAACACCUACGUGGGGAAACCAUGAGCCCUUAUUUCAACUCGUGAAGAUGCAACUCGAUAAAUAUAAUCACUACGACAAAGCACUGCGCAAGGUGGAUAUUGAAAGCUGUUUGGCUGCACUCAGAAGGGCGCCUGAAAACAGCGUCUUCAUCUUCCAGGUCUGCUGCCAUAAUCCUACGGGCGCGGACUUUUCGACUCCGCAGUGGCAACUUAUUGCCGACGAGAUGCAGAGGCGGAACCAUGUUCCAAUGUUUGAUUUUGCUUACCAGGGUUUGGGGGAAGGGGAGAAUGAGGAUGCCUAUCCGAUUCGGCUGUUUGCAGCACGGGGAUUCGAGAUGCUAGUGUGCCAGUCGUUCUCCAAGAAUUUCGGCCUCUAUGGUGAACGUGUCGGGGCAUUGCAUGUCGUCACUAAGAGCCGAGAAAAAGCUGGAUGCAUCUUCAGCCAGCUUCGACGAUUAAUUCGUUCGGAGUUUUCCUCGUCACCCGCGUAUGGAGCGCGCCUAGUGAAUAUUAUAUUGAGGGACCAGACAUUACGGCAAGCAUGGGCUGCGGAGCUCGAUCAGAUGAGGACAAGAUUGAAACGUAACCGCCUACGGCUUUACGAGUCAUUUCUCGCUUUGGAGACACCCGGAGAUUGGAGCCAUAUUCUCCAUGAGAAGGGCCUGUUCAGCUAUUUACGCUUGACGCCACAGCAAUGCCACGAACUUACGGCACAUUUCAACAUAUACCUUGUUUCUGACGGCCGUAUCAACGUUGCGGGUCUGAAUGAUUCAUGUAUUAGGAGAGUUGCGCGCCACAUCGACCUAGUUGUUCGCGACAGUCUAAACGCUAUACCGGAAGAAGCAAUCGAGCAUAUCGAGAGUCGGAUAUAG
Molecule: messenger RNA, 1254 nt
Organism: Aspergillus steynii IBT 23096
Lineage: Eukaryota; Fungi; Ascomycota; Eurotiomycetes; Eurotiales; Aspergillaceae
Product: aspartate aminotransferase
Exons: 7
Coding region: 1-1254 (417 amino acids)
Biological process (GO): biosynthetic process; amino acid metabolic process
Molecular function (GO): transaminase activity; pyridoxal phosphate binding
Source: RefSeq, a predicted model, not a curated record